This is a messenger RNA of Aethina tumida (small hive beetle), 1455 nucleotides long. RefSeq names its product lipase member K. The transcript is spliced from 7 exons. Lineage: Eukaryota; Metazoa; Arthropoda; Insecta; Coleoptera; Nitidulidae. Gene Ontology annotation, biological process: lipid metabolic process. The record is from RefSeq and is a predicted model, not a curated record. Bases 190 to 1437 code for a protein of 415 amino acids. Gene Ontology annotation, molecular function: hydrolase activity, acting on ester bonds.
UCCGCAACCGUACGAAACGUCAUCCUUGAGAAGAGCGAACAUUUAAAAUACCCGUGUGUACACCAACCCACUCAAUGUCAAAAUACGAUCAGUCCAACCUACCUGGACGAACGAUCCACCGGUCAGGAAAAAAUCACCGACUCACUGAUUCGUUCCGAAGCGAGUAACGCGGUUUCGUCGGAUAAUAAAAUGUACAAGGUGUUGGUGGCCAGUUUGGUCGUUUUGAAUUGUUACGGUUCGGCCUACAGGAACAACGUUUGUAAAUCGUUCGCCGAUUACGCCACCAUAGCCACAAACCCGAAUUGCUAUUACAACCCCGACGUGGGCUCACCGCCCGCUUUAAUAGCGAAACGAAACGGUUACCCGUUCCAAAAGUACAAAGUACAAACCAAAGACGGCUACAUCCUCUCCCUCUUCAGGAUACCAAAUAACAACACAGACAAAACGGGCCCACGCCAACCCCUAAUCCUCCAACACGGAAUCGCCAUAAACUCGGCAGCAUGGCUGCUGCAAGGGAAAAAGUCAUUGGCCUUUUAUCUGGUGGACAAAGGAUACGACGUGUGGCUAACGAAUUCACGUGGAGUCCAAUACUCCACUCAGCACGUCAACUUGACCCUUGAUCAUCCAGAUUAUUGGAAUUUUAGUUUCCACGAAAUGGGAGUGUACGACUUACCUGCCAUCAUAGAUUUCGUGGCCAAAACCACCGGACAAGCCGGCAGGAUCGUUUACAUCGGCCACUCGAUGGGCACGACCAUGUCGUACAUCUACGCCUCCCUGAUGCCAGACCACGCGAAGCAAAAUUUGAGGGGCAUCAUCUCCUUGGCGCCCAUCGCCUAUCUGAGGCACGUGAGAAGUGCGGCCAAACUGAUAGUGCCCUUCGCCGAUAUUAUAGGGGACAUAUUAAAAAUGUUCGGUUUACACGGCAUCGGUCAGUUUCCACGAUUGCAAAGGGCUCUUGUCGAUAACACCUGCAACGUGUACCCUUUCAUGUGGCCGUGCGAGCUGGCAAAUUUUUUCGUGACCGGAGUAGCUGCCGGUCAAGUUUCAGCGGAAAUGACACCGGUCUUGUUUAGUCACUUUCCUUCGGGGAUAUCAGUGAAAACGAUAAUUCACUUCUCCCAGAUGUUCAGGAGGCAUUCCUUGGUGUACUUUGAUUAUGGACCGAGGUGGAACUUGUUGAAGUAUCAGUCUGUAGUGCCAAAUGAAUAUCCGUUGGAAAAUAUUAACGUGCCCGUUCAUUUAAUUGCGGGUAAUAAUGAUUUUCUUUCAGAUACAAGAGACGUACAAAUACUGUACGAGAAGUUAAAGACGAAUAAGACUUAUCAAAUAGUGACUGAAAAUGGGAAAUAUGAUUUCGCCCACAACGACUAUUUUAUUGGAAUUCAUGUUAAAGAAUUCCGAAAAUAUUUAUUGAAAUUGUUAGAUGAUUUAAGAUAAUAAAUUAUUAUUUUUUAA